AUGAGGGUCGCCAUCCGGCGGCUCCCUUGGCAGUCGAUCGACGCUCAUCGUCCUUCGCACCGUCUCAUCUCUUCCGGCAUUCCCUCGUCGCGCUUUUACCCUACUUCAAUAGCUACGCUGUCAACCAGAAGCAAUGCAUGGGCUAGCACAAGUCGGACAAACACUGCACUAGGCGUCAAUGCGCUACACGCCUCGAAAGUGCGAUUCUACCAACACAUGGCCGCGGGUCAGGACAGCAACGGUGCGCCAAAACAACAAACACGCAGCGCCUCGGACAAGAUCAUCGCAGCUGCAGAGACAUCCGCUCCCAGCGCACCGUCGAGCAAGUCCCCCACCUCGACGCAAAAGAAGCAGCCCGACGGAGACGACCCGCUCAACCUCAACGCACGCGAGAAAACCGUCCAAGAGCAACGCAUGGUCGACUGGGCCAUCAUCAAGAAGCUCAUCCAGUACGUUUGGCCCAAAGGCGAUUUCGGUACCAAGCAACGCGUCGUUCUCGCCCUCGCCCUUCUCAUCGGUGGCAAGCUGCUCAAUGUCCAAGUACCCUUCUUCUUCAAGACGAUCGUUGACCGGCUCAACGAGGUGGUCAAUGCGCCGCUCGACAUGACCAACCCCAACACGGUCUGGGUGGUCGCGGGCAGUGCGGUACUCGGAUACGGUCUCGCGCGUGUGGGCGCAGCAGCGUUUUCCGAGUUGCGCAACGCGGUGUUCGCCAACGUCGCUCAGCGCUCGAUCCGUCGAGUCGCAAAAUCGGUCUUCACCCACCUGCUCGCCUUAGAUCUCGGCUGGCAUCUGACCCGUCAGACCGGCGGUCUUACCCGUGCUAUCGACCGUGGAACAAAGGGUAUUUCUUUCCUCCUCACCAGCAUCGUCUUCCACAUCGUCCCCACCGCGCUCGAGAUCACCAUGGUGUGUGGCAUCCUCUCCUACAAAUGCGGUCCAUCCUUCGCCGCCGUAACAGCCGUCACCAUGGCCGCCUACGCAUGGUUCACCAUCCGCACCACCUCCUGGCGAACUCGAUUCCGCAAAGAGGCCAACGCAGCCGACAAUCGCGCCGCUACCACCUCCGUCGAUAGCCUGCUCAACUACGAGGCGGUCAAGUACUUCAACAACGAAGCGCACGAGAUUGCCAAGUAUGACGCGGCGUUGGCGGACUACGAGAAGAGCUCCAUCAAGGUGGCUACGAGUCUGGCGGCGUUGAAUUCGGGUCAGAAUGCGAUUUUCAGUACGAGUUUGACGGUGAUGAUGCUGUUGGCGGCGCAGGGGGUGACGAAUGGGACCAUGACGGUGGGCGAUUUGGUCAUGGUCAACCAGCUCGUUUUCCAGUUGUCCCUUCCGUUGAACUUUUUGGGAACGGUGUAUCGGGAGUUGCGUCAGAGUCUCAUUGAUAUGGAGACCAUGUUCAAUCUGGAGAACGUCAACGUGUCGGUCAAGCAGAACCCCAACGCACCGCCCCUGCGCGUGACAGGUGGGGAGAUUCGGUUCGAGAACGUGACCUUCGGCUACCACCCCGACCGUCCCAUCUUCCGCAACAUCAGCUUUACCGUCCCUGCCGGGCUCAAAACCGCCUUUGUCGGUCCAUCCGGUUGUGGUAAAUCCACCAUCUUCCGUCUCCUCUUCCGGUUCUACGAGCCGCAGUCCGGUAAGAUCUACAUUGACGGUCAGGACAUCACCAAGGUCUCUCUCGACUCGCUCCGACGACAUAUCGGCGUAGUCCCACAAGACACCCCGUUGUUCAACGCAGAUAUUCGACACAACAUCCGCUAUGGUCGACUCGACGCAUCCGAUGCGGACGUCGAACGCGCGGCGAAAGCAGCGAAAGUCGAUCAGAUCGUGGCGAACCUUCCCGAUGGAUACGCCACCAAAGUCGGUGAACGAGGACUCAUGAUCUCGGGUGGUGAGAAACAACGUCUUGCCGUAGCCCGAUUGCUUCUCAAAAACCCCUCGAUCCUCUUUUUCGACGAAGCAACCUCUGCGCUGGAUAGCUAUACCGAAACGGAGUUGAUGCGAAACAUCAAUGCGACGCUCCUCGCGGAGAAACGGACGGCAAUUUUCGUUGCUCACAGACUCAGGACGAUUAGCGAUAGCGAUUUCAUCAUUGUCCUCCAGGCAGGGGGCGUGAGCGAACAGGGCACGCACGAGGAGCUGUUGGAGAGACACGGGCUGUAUUGGGAUCUCUGGCAGGCUCAGUCGACGGUAGGCGUCGGUCAUGGUGCUGGAGCUGGGGAGAAUUUGGACGAUCUGGAGAGGCAGUCCAAGACACCAUGA
This is a messenger RNA of Kalmanozyma brasiliensis GHG001, 2268 nucleotides long. Its product is annotated as ABC transporter, transmembrane domain protein. The transcript has a single exon. Lineage: Eukaryota; Fungi; Basidiomycota; Ustilaginomycetes; Ustilaginales. Gene Ontology annotation, cellular component: mitochondrial inner membrane. The coding region runs from base 1 to 2268 and encodes 755 amino acids. Gene Ontology annotation, molecular function: ABC-type transporter activity; ATP hydrolysis activity; ATP binding. Gene Ontology annotation, biological process: intracellular iron ion homeostasis; transmembrane transport. The record is from RefSeq and is a predicted model, not a curated record.